AUGCUGUCCUAUGACAACGUCGUCUCCAUCAACGGGAACGACGGCAUGAUGGCGACUUCGAACCACAACCACAUCUGGCUUGUCACUGGCCCGGCCGGGUGCGGCAAGACGACGGUGGCCGAGUACCUCGCCGCCGCGCUUGACAUGCCUUACGUGGAAGGCGACUCGUUCCACACGGAGGCCAAUGUGGAGAAGAUGCGCGGCGGCACCCCCCUCACGGACGCCGACCGCUGGGACUGGCUUGGUGCCCUUCGCGACGAGUCAAUGCGUCGAAUCAACCGAGGGUCCCAGGGCGUCGUCGUCACCUGCUCGGCCCUCAAGCGCAAGUACCGGGACGUCAUCCGCGUCGCCGCCUACUACAACAGUCACGUGCUCGUCCACUUCAUCUUCCUCUACGCGCCCGCCGACGUGCUGCUGGAGCGAGUCUCGAAACGAAAGGGCCACUACAUGAGCGCCGACAUGGUCCAGAGCCAGUUUGACAUACUCGAGCGGCCGACGGAGGAUGAACGGGACGUCAUCACGGUCGACGUCAGCCGCAGCCUCGAACAGGUCAAGUCGGACGCCCUCGCCAAGGUCGAGGCCAUUCUCCGUGACGACCGUUGA
Messenger RNA from Drechmeria coniospora, 603 nucleotides. Its product is annotated as glucokinase. Gene Ontology annotation, molecular function: gluconokinase activity. Gene Ontology annotation, cellular component: cytoplasm. The record is from RefSeq and is a predicted model, not a curated record. Bases 1 to 603 code for a protein of 200 amino acids. The transcript has 3 exons. NCBI's taxonomy places the organism in Eukaryota, Fungi, Ascomycota, Sordariomycetes, Hypocreales, Ophiocordycipitaceae.